Molecule: messenger RNA, 2337 nt
Organism: Tripterygium wilfordii
Lineage: Eukaryota; Viridiplantae; Streptophyta; Magnoliopsida; Celastrales; Celastraceae
Exons: 6
Coding region: 1-2337 (778 amino acids)
Molecular function (GO): zinc ion binding
Source: RefSeq, a predicted model, not a curated record
AUGCUCGUAGUUGUCGGUGGAGCAAAUUCAAGCGCACCUUCCCUUUCAGUACGAGCAAGACGAUCUAGUGAAAUCGAUAAGCCAAAAGCUCAAAUCUUCAAGGUUGAAGUAUCGGGACGUAUAAGCUCGGUAAGCUGCCAUAGCGACGUCGUUGAAGACGCAAACGAGCCUAAAGUCGGCAACGCAAUCUCCGAAUUCGUUCCCCUAGAACAUAUAAGUGCUCACCGUGGUCGCUACAUGUCCAACCCUUCAUCUCCUACUUCAGCGAAAAUGGAAGAGGUUAGCAUAUUGGUUCGUUAUUGUGGGUCUUGGGAAAAGGUUGGUCUCAGUUAUGCAUAUAAGGGUGGGAAGAGUAAGGGCAUGAUCAUUCCAAAUGACAUUUCCUACAACCAAUUAUUGGAUAUGGUGUACGAAUUGACGAAUAUCGAUCGUCGGACACAUAACAUCCAAUUGAAGUAUAUUUUCAAUGUCCAUGGUCCAACUGAACCUGUUGAGAUUGAAGGUGACAGGGAUGUUCAUUUUUUUGUACGAUGCAACAGCGACAAGAACAUACCUGGGACAUCUCUAUGCAUUUCAAACACUGAUAGAGAGGUAUAUGAUGAUGAUACUGAGGUAAAUUUUGAGUUAAAUGAUGAUCGAUAUGAUAUUGCAGAUACAGAAUUGUUUGAAGAACCUGACAUAGUUGGAUUCAGCCGGAACAUUGAUGAUCGUAACGAACCUCAGAUAAAUAUAUCAGAAGUUAACGCCAAUGAUCAUACAACGGCCCAGGAAAAUUUUUCUUCUGAGGGUAAUGCUGGAUUUGCCGGUUCUAAUUCAAUUGGUGCGUCACAAAGCUGUGGUAAUAUGAUCUCACCUGUUGUACAUGAUGAUUCAUAUGCUGUUUUGAAAGUCGGAGAAAUAUUUCCAGACAAGAAGAGCUUGUUUAAAAAGUUAUGCAUGCAUGCGCUUCAUUUGCACUUCGAAUUCAAAGUGGCAAAAUCGACAAAAACUCUUUUUGUUGUUCGAUGCAAAGUAAGUGAAUGCAAGUGGUGGCUUCGAGCAACGAGAGUUGAUGACACUUGUUUUUUCAUCAUAAAGGUAUAUUGUGACGAACAUUUGUCUUCUUCUUGUUUUGAAUUUCAUGAAGCUCGUCAAGCAACAGGUUGGGUUGUGGGGGAAUGCAUUAAGUCUAAAUAUGAGGGGGUUAGUUGCAUUUAUAGACCAAAUGACAUUGUCAAGGAUUUUCAGAGAGUGCAUGGAGUUUCAAUCACUUAUGGGAAAGCUUGGAGGGCUAGAGAAAGUGCCCUACAUUCAUUACAUGGUACGCCAGAACAAUCUUUUGCUGAACUUCCCUCUUUUUUUGCACAAUUGGAAUCAAACAAUCCAGGAACGGUUACACAUAUUGAGUUGGAUUCUAUCAAUCGAUUCAAAUACUGUUUCAUGGCCAUUGGACCAUCAUUAAGAGGUUUUCGUACUUGUAUAAGACCUGUAAUUUGUGUUGAUGGAACUCAUUUGAAAGGUAAGUAUCUUGGAACAUUAUUUGUUGCCACAUGUUUGGAUGGAAACAACCAGGUUUAUCCUUUGGCUUUUGGAGUAGGGGAUUCAGAAAAUGAUGAUGCGUGGACAUGGUUCUUUGAAAAAUUGAAUGGAGCUAUUGGAAGCAUGGAUUCACUUGUUUUUAUAUCGGAUAGGAAUGCAAGUAUUGAAAAAAGUAUCCGGAGAGUUUUUCCAGAGGCCAUACAUGGUGCUUGUAUGUAUCACCUUGGUCAGAAUUUGAAGUCCAAAAAGUUUAGUGAUUCCGUCAUCCCUCAAUUCUACAAGGCAGCAAAGUCAUACAAUAAGGUGGAGUUUCACCAUAUCAUGAAUCAAAUACUCAGAUUCGAUGCAGGUAAUGUUUUCAAGUAUUUAAGUGAAGCUGGUUUUGAGAAAUGGUCUAGGGCUUAUUUUCCUGGACAACGACGAUCAAUAGCUCUUGAAAUGAAAGGUGAACUGACUGACUAUUACGAUAAAGUUGCAGAAGAAAGAAGGAAUAGGGCUAGGGUCAUGACUGUGGAGCCUAUUAGUAUAAAUACUUUUCUUGUUAAAGAUGGUGAUGAUGGAGGACAAGUGGAUUUGGCCAGCAAGACUUGCUCCUGCAGAGUUUUUGAUAUUGACCAUAUACCCUGCAUCCACGCCUUUGCAGCAUGUAGAGUUAGAAAAUUACCAAUAAUUUCAUUGUGUUCGCAAUAUUAUCGUACUGAUAUGCUGCUGCUGGCAUACGCAGAACCAAUCAACCCUGUCUUGAACACAGACGCUAAUGUUCUAACUGAGGAAUUGAGGGUUGUCUUACCUCCAGAAACCAGGAGAAAAAGUGGAUGA